Molecule: messenger RNA, 3276 nt
Organism: Brassicogethes aeneus
Lineage: Eukaryota; Metazoa; Arthropoda; Insecta; Coleoptera; Nitidulidae
Source: the annotation of a GenBank genome assembly
GUUCAAACGCUACAAUUUAUUGUGUGGACAGCUGUCGAGCGAAGUCGAGUCGACUCAUGCGCCGUGGGGAAAACCGAGUGCGACGUCAUCAUUCGCGCGGGACCUGCUCUGACGGUUAGUAGCGCUUUGUAGUUGUCCGCUGCUGACGUGACUUCGACAGAUCUGAGUGCCUGUGAUAUUCCGUUUCUAUGCCCGCGAUUUUUACAAAGUAGAUAAACAAUGUCGUCGACGGACGAUCUAUGUAGGCUGUGCCUGAACGAGGAGGACUUGGUGUGCAUAUUCGACGAGAGAAUUCAAGAACCUCACAACAUGAAGGAGAUUAUUUUCACAACCACUGGCGUGGAGAUUAAUGAAACCGAUUCAAUUUCCAAAAGCGCCUGUUCGAGAUGUCUACAGAUAACAAUUAAAAUGUUUAAGUUUCGGACUACAGCGCUUAAAAACGACCAAGAACUGAGGGAUAAGGCUGCGCUUGUAUGUAACGUAGAAGUUAAAGAAGUUAAAAAAGAAAACGAGUCUCCUGAGAAAUCACCGGGAAAAAAUGUUCCCCCCAAACCCAAACCAGGACCUAAAAAACCGACUAUUCAUCCUAGCGUUUCCAAGUUGUUUGGUGAAAAUUCCCUCCUCAAACUUCCCGCGGCUUGUUUAAACAAUAAUAUUGCUCCAGUGGUAACGGUAGAUAAAGUUUCCACGGAUCGCUUGGUUAAAAAAAUGAAUUCACGAAUUGCCAGAACGAUAAACCCAUCUGAAAAAAACACUACAAUAAACAAUAAGGAAAACAUGAACAAAUCGGUUAAUGCUUUAGAAAAACCCGAAACUCAAAAAAAAAUCAGUUUUUACCUUAAAAAAGCAGACACCCCGAUAAACAAACCCUACAAAGAUCAACCUUCCAGUACACCAAAUUUGGAAACAACGCAGGCAAAGACAAACACUGCCGAAUUCAAUUUAAAAAUUGUUAAUAAGGUCAUAGUUCCAGACAAUAAUCAGAUAAAAUUUAAAGAGAAGCGGAAAGCUGAUGAAAAUAUUGCAGAUUUGCAUUUUAAACGAGCUAAAAUUGUUGAAAAUUCUCCCAGUGUCUCCUCUACUACUACAGUUUCAGUGCCAAGUUCGCCAGAUGCUUCGGUUGAAAUGCCUAAUCUUUUAUGUAAGAGCCCAGAAGGUCCAGUUUCAGUAUUGGAAAAAUCGGUCUCGAUUAGGUUGUGUGAGAUUUGCAAUGAAGUAUUUUACAAUAUUCGUGAUCUAAAAUCACAUCUAAAGAAACAUAUGAAAUGUCAGUUCUGCAAACUACGUUUUAAGUCGUUGCAAUCGAAAGAAAGACAUCUCGAUGGAUUGUGUAAAAUUAGGAACAUGAUGAAUAAUCUCCCAAAUAUAGAUCUCCAUAAUAUUCUGUUGGAUGGUUCUAUCACUUCAAAGUACAAAGAAGCAUUCAUCGGAUAUGAGGCUUUUAUGCCCUUAAUUAUAAAACCAGUUGCAUUAAAUGCAAAUGCAAAUGCUUUUGAGAAAACAGAGAAAACUAUUAUGACAAGUACCAGAAAUAUUCAAAUAGCAGAACCGAAUGUUCUACCUGCUGAUGAGUUGCCAUGCCAAACAGAAAACCUCGUUGUAGCAAGUACCAGCAAAAAAGAUUCAAGUAGCCAAAGUUUACAUUGUGAAGAGAUUUCACUGUUGUCUGAUGAUGAAGACGAACUGCAAGAACAAAUGACUAUUUUGAACAGUGAGACUGGCAUAAUGUCAACAAUCGAUAAAAACACACCUCCUACUUUGACACCAAUUAAACCAAUUAAACCGAAGGUUAAAGAAGCUAACGAACCUAAAAAGAAAGAGGAAGUAGGUGCUAAGCAUGUGAUAAAACCAGACAUUAAAAUUAGGAACGACUUUAUGGGCCCGUUGGAUCCCAAAGCCUCUGAUGUCAAAAUAUUGAAGGAUCUACUCUACAAGCAAUCCGUUUUGCACUUGUGUUCCGAAAAGGAGGUGCAAACAGCAACUCCUGCGUAUGAAGAUGUUUAUUUCAAUAAGACGGAAAACCUAUACGAAUUUACUAAUUUAAAAUCGCAAUUGGUGGUGUAUAAAAUACCGGUUCAAAUAAAAAAUGGUCUUUUUGGAGUCAACUUUGACUACACAAAAAAGAAAACCAAAAAACGGACCAUAAAUGUUUGGUUUGACAAACCCAUCGACAUAACUCCGGCCGUCAUAACCGCAAUUAACAACGAGCCGAAUAAUCCAAAACCGGUUUCGGUGAGCACCCCCAAUAUACGUCCACAACAAGUGUACCCGCCACGCCAAACAUACCCGGCAAAUUUCAGAGCUUUGGCGCCCGCAGGUCCCCGAGCGUCUGUUUUGGCGCCCGCAGGUCCCAGAGCUUCUGUUUUGGGGGCCGUAGGUCCCAGACCUCGACCACCAAUGCUGCCGAGGGGAUACAACCCUACGCCCCGAUGGGGCGCCCACGCCAACACCCUUCAAACCAAUCAGAACGUCUUACUUUUCGCGGUGCCUACCGAAAACGGACAGGCCAGCGCUACUGUGACCGCACCGAUUCCAACUAUAACCAUGCCGGUUGCUUUAAACCAUACGAUGCCUUCUGGAGCUACCAUAGGUUUAGGAAAUAGAUUGCCUGUUACUCCCUUAUCGAGUAUGCCUUCACCUAAUAUUGGUUCAAGGCCUGGAGCUGUGUCUGCUGGUUUAAACCAUACGUUCACUGGACCCUCGGUUUUAAGAAGCGUAAGGCCUGGUUCCACGCCCGUGGUUAUGCCUGCUGGUUUAAACCACACGACAGGGAAUAUAUUGCCUGGUGCAAGGAGUACUAGCAAUACGCCGACUGGUACUUCUGGGUCUGCUACUGCGCCCAGAUCUAUGCCGGCUACUUUAAAUAUGACCACUGCAUCUACGCCGGGUUUAAGGAACAUACUGCCAGGCCCAAGGACUCCUACUUCAAGGCCUACAAAUAGCUUUAACCCCUUACAAACUACCAGUAUUGGUCAGGGGACGCCAUUUUCAAACCAACCGCAAGUCAGUACUCUAAACCAGACACCGGGUACUUCAAGUUCCGAAUCGAGCGGUUCUAAUAAUAGAGUUAUUAGAGUAAAGAAGUUUUCAGAUUUGACUUAAGUAACUCAUACUGUUUGUAUAUAUUUUUUAUAAAAUUGUUUUAAAAAUUGCAUGCAAUUAAGUUAGUUUAAGCAUAAAUUGUUUUGUAUUAAUGCUUCAAUAUAAAUUUGUCUUAAACUCAAUUCCUCACUCUAAAUUAAUUAUUUUUGUUUCAAAUAAAAAGUUUAUUUAUUU